CAAAGGCGGGAAAUGAUCGUCGUCAGUGUUUAUUUUAUUCGAUGGGUUCAGUUGUCUCGUCUCUUUUAUAUUUCGUGUGUUUUUAUUAAAAAUGUCGUUAUGCUGUAGUUACGUUCCAGAUUAUUUUUCUAUAAACGAUAUUUUAGCAACGGAAGAACGUAUAUUAUGUACGAUUGACGUGACACUUCCUGGUUUAGGAUUUUUAGAUAUUUCUAAUGAUUCAGAUGAUUUAAAACAAGGAACAAAACUAGAAUUUCCUGUUUGGUUAACUCAUCCACUUAAUAUAAUACAAGGAUCACUCAUCAACAUAGAAUUACCAAAAGUAUAUAAAGAUAGUUAUAGAGAAAUUCUUCAAGCAGAUGCAUGCGCAGUAUCACUGAGCAAAUGGAAUCCUCAUUUUUAUGAAGUAGGAAUGUAUUUAAGAACCUUUAAUAUUCGAGAAAGUGAAAAAUUAACAGAGAAUUUGUUAGAGACCUUCAAAUGUCGAUUCAGAUUAAUCAUGGAUUGGGCACAGAAUCCUAUUUCAGAUCUGACAUUGGGUAGUCAGCUUCCUAGAUUAGAAAAAGAUUUGUUCUUAAUUAGUAGGAAAGCAAAGGUACAAUUAAACGAAUGGUUAAAAAAAGGUACUGGUAUUAUAGAAACAUCAGAAGUAGCUGCAAAUCUUAAGAAACGUAAACGUACUGAUUAUGAGUUAAAUUAAUUCUAACUAUUUAAAUAUAUAUAAUAUACAUAUAAUUGAUAGCCAAUAGAUUAUUAGCAAACAUAAUUAGCAUGCAUAUUGUAUGUAUAGGGAUUUUAUUUUAGUAAAAUUAGAAGGAGAUUAUUUUUUUUAUAUCUUAUUAAUACUAGGAAAAUCAUUUAUUAAUAUUUUUAUAUUGAGAUUAUACAAUAACAGAUAUAUACAUAUCAAAAGAUACAUUAAAUCAGAAAGUGAAAAGUGAUAUAUUUGAAAAUUUGACGAAACAAAGAAUGUUCAAUAAUUUUUUUUAUUAUUUAGACAGGGAAUAGUGUGUAGUUCUAUUAUAUAGGAUUGAGAAGAAAUGAGGAGGCUGCUUAAUUUAAAAAUCACAUAUCCCUUUAUUUAAAGAUACAAAUGCUUAUAGUUAUUAAAUAACAAAUAAAAAGUUUAUUUACAUUUCUUGUACGAAAUCAGUCAACCAUUGAACUGUUAACAAUAUUGAAAAGACUCAGGCAAUGGAAAAUGGUAACGUCUAGUUCACAACCCAUAGCUAAGUAAUGUUAAUAUAUACCUUAAUCAUAUAUAAUAAAAUAUAUGAUUCAUAUUGAGUCAUAAAAUAACUUGCGUACCAUAUGGACAUACAUUUGUCAGACACAAUGAACAAAGCAUUUUUUAAUUCUAUAUUUGAAUCAUUAUGUCUUACAAAAGUCAACGUUCGUAAAAUCUUUUCGUACAAAAAUACAAAAUUUACUUAAUUUACUAUAGCAAUCUAAAACUAAUGGAUUUAUGUUUAUGAUUUAGGAGUACACGUUUCUAUAUUUUAUACGUUCAAGAAAUUAACAAUAUAGCAAUUGAAACACUUUCUAUACAAAAUGGACUAUGCGUUUUACAAAAUAAACUAAUAUGGUCUGAUAUUCUAUGGCAGUG
Messenger RNA from Vespa mandarinia (Asian giant hornet), 1606 nucleotides. It is a transcript of the gene Psf3, whose product is annotated as DNA replication complex GINS protein PSF3. Gene Ontology annotation, biological process: mitotic DNA replication initiation. NCBI's taxonomy places the organism in Eukaryota, Metazoa, Arthropoda, Insecta, Hymenoptera, Vespidae. The record is from RefSeq and is a predicted model, not a curated record. Gene Ontology annotation, cellular component: GINS complex.